Messenger RNA from Fusarium sp. VM40, 1893 nucleotides. Lineage: Eukaryota; Fungi; Ascomycota; Sordariomycetes; Hypocreales; Nectriaceae. The record is from the annotation of a GenBank genome assembly.
AUGUCGCACUUCCAAUCUCUCGCGGCCCCAUGGUCGCGAAGCGCACGUCGCGAGGACCUCCCUAAGACACCUGAGCCUACUAUAGAUGGCGAAACUCAACCUCCAUCGCCACCAAGGCCCCGUUUCCGAGUCAAAAGGAGAAAUGCAUCUCAUCUCAAUGCGCCCACUGAACACUUUCUUGCGUCAGUUGCAGCCGCAGAUAUUCCUAUUCCUAGCAUAGAGGAGCCUCGCGUGAUGGAUGAGGAAAUGGCCGACCCAUUGUACCCUAUUUCGCAUUUUAGGGAUAUGGAUGAUAUGCCGUUUAUUCCCCACGUUGGCUCAGAGCGCAUGUUCUCGCCUCCCAAGACCCCUGCCCCUGGUGCGUUGCCAGCUUUGGCCCCAAAACAAUAUCCGAACUGGUCGAUCGACUCUACUCUUAGUAGUCUCGAGUCCAGUCCCGAUUAUGAGUCCAGUCGACCCUCAACUGCACAUUCGACCCACACAAGUACUUCGCUGUUCAGUUACUUUUCUAUCAGUACGGAAGAUUUGAACCAAUGCAUUAGCCCAGAUGACGAACACGACAAUCUCAUCAAAGAGCUGCCGGCUGUGGACGACAACAGCAAAACUUUAAAACCAUCCAGAAAGGAGGCUGCCAGAGAAACGAUACGAAGAGCGCCCUGGACAAAGCCUAUGAACCAACACUUGUGGUCGACAUAUAUGAUGUAUCUGCAAGACCCGAAGGUCACACCUUUCCGUAUCGGUAAGAGCGGUAUCCCUCCUCAUGGAGUCUGCUUGCGCGUUGCUCGAGAGGCCAAGAGGAGUUGGAAAGGGUCCAAGGCUCAGGGUAACAUGAAGCCCAGCAGCGGUAGUAUUACCCCCACUCAGGGAACUGCUGGUCCCUACGUCCAGUGGCCUCAUACAUGCGGUGUCACUCGGGCCCAGCUUCGGGAACUUUGCAAGAUGAACACCAGGUCUAAGGCGCGGGGUUCAGAGUAUUUAGCUCCCAGCCCUGCUCCAUUUGGCAAAUCCGCGGCCCGCUAUCGGAACCGUCGCACGGUACCCGCUCGUUCUCCUUCGGUAUUCUCAGGCCAAGAUAUGGCCAUGUCGUUGGCGGUUAGCACAUCGGAGUCUAUGCAGCCGCAAGGCCCUCUGGCUCAACUAACAAGCUCAAAAUCCGAGCUUCAAAUUAAUGAACUGUCUCUCCCUCCACCAAACCAUGAGAACUUAGAGCCACCCGAGUUCCCGCGUACACAACUUGCAUCUCCCUUUGGUGCGCGAAGCUAUGGGCCCAGCUCGUCAAGCUCGCUACCUUCAAGCUUUGUUGUGGAUUCGAAGCUGCAGAGGCAAACUCACACCGGCGGCCCGCGCCGCGCUCUUAUGUCUCCGGUCCGACUGACACGCAGCCGAUCAACGCACAAGCGCCGAUCCAACCACAUGGAGGCCCGCAAGAUUAAGCGACCCAGUCUCGGGUCAGACCUCUGGGUUGAUCCAGCCUCACUUGUCGACUUAUCAGCCACCAAUGACCAAUUCGCAACGCCUCAGACUGAGCCUGAGAUGACACCACCCGACGUUGUUGUCCCUCGCAAGAACCUCCAAAAACUAUUCGAGGCUUCACAGUCAGCGCCUGUCCAGCAGCCAACGCUGGCUCCUCCCUUUGGGGAGAUGCCCCCUCGACUAGGCUCCCCUUUCGUCAUUGGAGGAUCUAGCUAUUCCUUCCCGAACCGACUUUCGCAUGGAAUUGCUCCUGAUACCGAAGCUUCUCGCCGACCCUUUGCUACGGUUCAGCAAUCCAGCGAAAGUAGCCAUGGAGUCACUCGAUCAUCUUUAGCAAGCCGACUGGCUUACAUCGAUGAAAGACUUAAGGAUUUCCGCCGUCGAGAUCAGCCACGCCGACGAUCCGAGUCACCGCUCUAA